Molecule: messenger RNA, 1508 nt
Organism: Bombina bombina (fire-bellied toad)
Lineage: Eukaryota; Metazoa; Chordata; Amphibia; Anura; Bombinatoridae
Gene: CRYZ
Product: crystallin zeta
Exons: 13
Coding region: 111-1466 (451 amino acids)
Cellular component (GO): cytosol
Molecular function (GO): NADPH binding; quinone reductase (NADPH) activity; mRNA 3'-UTR binding
Source: RefSeq, a predicted model, not a curated record
CACAGUGAUCCUGGCUGUUUGAGAUUGAUUUGUGAAGCGCCCCUCAGGGUUUGCAUUUUAUUGCCACCAGUUGCAAAGCACGGUUUGCUUUUAUCAGAGUCCCCGAAGGUAUGGAGAAAAGGUGGGAUGAAUUAUUCAUUUUUCUCUGUAUGGACAUAUACCCAUCAGGGUAUACUAAGGCCCAGAGGUUAAACCUUAGGAGGCACUCCGCUAAAUUCAGCAUAAAGGAAGGAGAGCUCUUCUUUGGAAACAGAAGAGCUAUUAAAACCAAAGAAGAAGCAAGGAUGCUUUUCAUGGAAUUUCAUUGCUCUCCCAGUGGGACGCACUUGGGCAUCGUAAAAACACGAUUUGCAAUGUGCUCUAGAUUUUACUGGCAUGGCAUGACUAUUGAUGUUGAUAAAUGGGUCACGGAAUGUGAUCAGUGCAAGAAUUUUGGAAAAACGUUGACAGCUUCAGAGCCGUUAGAGUCUAAGAAAAAAAUGGCAGUGAGACGAUUGAUGCGCGCUGUACAAGUGUUUGAAUUUGGGGAACCUGAUGUACUAAAAGUUCAUGAAGAUGUUCCAGUGCCAAUCCCUGGAAAAAAUCAGGUUUUAAUCAAAGUCCAUGCAUGCGGUAUUAAUCCAGUUGAAACCUAUAUUCGGGCAGGCGUAUAUGCAAGGAAGCCAUCUUUGCCGUAUAUACCUGGAUCAGAUGUUUCUGGAAUUAUUGAAAAACUUGGGAAGGACGUGACAUCUUUUAAGAUAGGUGACCGCGUGUUUGCCACAAGCACCGUUACUGGGGGUUACGCGGACUACACCGUUUCUUCUGUAGACACUGUGUAUCCUCUGCCAGAACAGCUCAGCUUCAAGCAAGGCGCUGCAAUAUCGGUCCCAUACUUCACUGCUUAUAGAGCACUUUUUCAAAAAGCUCAUGGAAAACCUGGAGAAACUGUUCUUGUUCACGGUGCAAGUGGAGGGGUAGGGAUAGCAGCAUGCCAGAUUGCCAGAGCCUAUGGGCUCACAGUGUUUGGUACAGCAGGUACCAAUGAUGGUUUAGAUUUGGUGCUGCAAAAUGGCGCACACCAAGUAUUCAAUCACAGAGAAAAUGAUUACAUUCAGAAGAUUCAGCAAGCUACAGGAGGCCAAGGUGUUAAUGUUAUACUGGAAAUGCUAGCCAAUGUGAACCUUCGCAAUGACUUGCCGCUGUUGUCAGUUGGUGGCAGGGUAAUUAUUAUAGGAAGCAGAGGUCCCAUAGAAAUAAACCCCCGGGACACCAUGGCUAAAGAAAGCAGCAUUAUAGGAGUUUCACUAUUCAGCGCCACUGAGGAGGAUAGGAAAGAGGCAGCAGCAGCACUUUUUGCAGGAAUGGAAGCUGGCUGGUUAAAACCAUUAAUUGGGCCUGAAUAUUCACUGGAAAAUGCAGCUCAGGCUCAUGUCGAUAUUAUACAAACUGGUGGAGCUACUGGCAAAAUGAUAUUUGUUAUAUAGGGUAAUAAUUAUCUGUAGUAAUAAAAUCUACCUGACUGGAAA